Messenger RNA from Protopterus annectens (West African lungfish), 1352 nucleotides. RefSeq names its product coiled-coil domain-containing protein 169-like. The record is from RefSeq and is a predicted model, not a curated record. The transcript has 8 exons. The coding region runs from base 428 to 1066 and encodes 212 amino acids. NCBI's taxonomy places the organism in Eukaryota, Metazoa, Chordata, Ceratodontiformes, Protopteridae.
UUUGUUUCCGGUGUUAUCGGACUGCAGCGACAUUUGAGUUUCAAACGGCAUUUCUUUUUGUAAAAUACACACCAAUACAAAAUGUUAUUCCAGCAACUUUCUAAGUAUGCAAGAACCAUAUUUAAACUGUCCCUAAUUUUUGCGCAUUUACUUUCCUGAUUAUUUUCGCUAAGAGGUGUGUACAAAUGAAGCAGUAUGUGAAAUGGUCAUUACCUAAUUUAAAAGCUACAUUACUGUUUCCAAGCCGUACAUUCCGCUUUUUAUAAUAUAUAUUGCUCUGUAAGUGUGCACAGCCUGGUAUACAAACCCGAACCGCGUUGCUGUGCCUUUGGAAUUCACCUAAUUUACCAGUUUAAUCCACUGACAGCCACACGUGACGCCGCCGCAGUUUCCAAGGCAACAACUAAAACAAUCAGGUGAUGUGAUUAUGGAGGCAGAUUCUGAGCACGGGAGCAACAACGUAGCGCGCCUUAGCCUCGAGCUGGAAGAAGAGCAGCAGAUGAAGGCAAUACUAGAAGUGUCUGUCUCUCAAAUGAAAAGCACCAUUGAUGCCUUAGAGAAAAGACUCAGCUUUGUGGAACAUGAAGGCAACGAGUGGAAGACAAGAUAUGAAACGCAACAGGAGCUGAACAGACAGCUAGACAGGCAAAUCCUCCUUCUGGAAGAAAAGUUGGAUGAAAUUCGUGGAAACCCUGCAGACAGAUUGUCUUCCAUACGGUCUUAUGAUGACAUGCCAGUGAACACUUUGAAACAGCUUCUUAAACAACUUGAUUUGGAGAAGAGGAGCCUUCAGAAUGAGUUGGAUGAUUAUGAAAUGAGACUUGAACAGGAAGCAAAGGCAUACCAUAAAGUGAAUGAUGAACGCCGCACAUAUUUAAUGGAAAUUUCACAGACAUCAGUGACAGUGGAAGCUGCAAAGAAGCAAGCAGGUCAAGCACAUGGCAGAAGGGAGAAGCAAAAAGGUGGAAUUUCUAAUGUACCAGCAAAUCAGAGAAUUCUAGAUCCGAAGAAAGGGCCCAUUAAAAAAACAGCUGCAGUGAAACAUCUUCCAAAAUUGAAUUACUGAUGCAAAUGUUUGGAAGGAAAGCAACUUCAUUGUGUGCUUUUAGAUGACAUUCUUGCAGUACUCUUGAUAUUAAAUAGUUAACUUUGCUUCUAUACAAUGACAAGUACACAUUUUAGUAUGAAGUACAGCUGAUGUCCAGUCCAGCAACAGCUGGUUCUGAGUUCAUCCCUUACUGACCUAAAUUUGCUACCUCUACAAAAUUGCACCUUCAAACGAUUUGCUACUCUGCCAUUUGCUAUAUAUUUUGAAAUCUGAGUUCUUUAUUAAAAUUAUGAAAUAAUUUAAA